Messenger RNA from Pipistrellus nathusii (Nathusius's pipistrelle), 1470 nucleotides. The record is from the annotation of a GenBank genome assembly. Lineage: Eukaryota; Metazoa; Chordata; Mammalia; Chiroptera; Vespertilionidae.
AUGGCGGAGUCGGCGUCGGCUCGGCACAGGAGGAAGCGCCGCGCCACCCCUUUGGCUUCUCCCUCGCCGCCCCCACCAGAGACAGAGGCCGAGGAGCUCUCACUCCAGUCCGUGAUGGCCGCCCUGCAGGCCGUGGAGAAGAAGAUGGAGUCCCAGGCCGCCCAGCUGCAGAGCCUGGAGAAGCGCAUGGAGUCAGCCGAGAAGAAGCUGGCCGACUUCGAGAAAACGGCCGUGGAGUUCGGGAACCAGCUGGAGGGCAAGUGGGCCGUGCUGGGGACCCUGCUGCAGGAGUACGGGCUGCUGCAGAGGCGGCUGGAGAACAUGGAGAACCUGCUGAGGAACAGGAACUUCUGGGUCCUGCGGCUGCCCCCGGGCAGCACGGGGGAGGCCCCCAAGAUGCCCAGGUCACUCGAGAACGAUGGAGUCUGCUUCUCGGAGCAGGAGUGGGAGAACCUGGAGGACUGGCAGAAGGAGCUGUACAGAAACGUGAUGAUGAGCAACUAUGAGACGCUAGUCUCUCUGAAGGUCCUUGGGCAGCCUGAAGGAGAAGCGGAGUUGGGUACAGAGAUGCUGGGAGACUUGGAGGAGGAAAGCCUUGGUGGUGUUCACCCAGCAGACGGGGUUGUGAUUAAGCAGGAGGUGGAGUACCCGCCGGAACGCUCUGAGGACCUUCCGGGAGAGCUCUCGGGGCCCGCGGAGGAGCCGGCCUUCCUGGGCCCGGAGCAGACUGAGCUCUGGAACACGCAGGGUGGCGCUGUCCUCUUGGAACCAGGGGCUGGGGACGCCCAUCCAGAGGAGCCCGCCGAGGGCAGCAGGGACCCUGGCAGUGACAGAAGUCUGGACUGCCCCCCGAAGCAGAAGUCCAAUAGGCCAGUGCCGCUGGCUCCGGAAUGUAACCCGGCCCUGAAGCUGAACAGGGAAGAUUUUGGCCCCUACGACUGUCCUGAGUGCGAGCUCAGCUUCCGCUGUGAGCAGCAGCUGGCCUAUCUGCGGGCCCACCCAUCGUGGGAGUCUUCCACCACCUCGGAGUCCGAGGAGGGUCUUAGGUCCAGGCCGCUGCUGAAGGCCUCGUCCAAGAAGGGGAAGCAUCAGUGUGACGUGUGCAUGAGGAGCUUCAGCAGCAAGGUGAACCUGGCCAACCACCAGCGCUGCCACUUGCAGGAGGGGCCCAGCGGUGGCCAGCGUGUCCAGGAGAGGUUCUCGCCCAACAGCCUGGUGGCCCUGCCCGGCCACAUCCCCUGGAGGAAAAGCCGGAGUUGCCUCAUCUGUGGUUACUGUGGCAAGAGCUUCAGCCACCCAUCAGAUCUGGUGCGGCACCAGCGCAUUCACACGGGCGAGCGGCCCUACACCUGCCCCGAGUGUGAGCGGAGCUUCGUGCAGAAGCAGCACCUCCUGCAGCACCAGAAGAUCCACCAGCGGGAGCGUGGCACGCUGGCCUCGGAGCCAGGCAGGCCCAACGGCCUGCUCUAA